Molecule: messenger RNA, 2817 nt
Organism: Camelus dromedarius (Arabian camel)
Lineage: Eukaryota; Metazoa; Chordata; Mammalia; Artiodactyla; Camelidae
Gene: FMO2
Product: flavin containing dimethylaniline monoxygenase 2
Exons: 9
Coding region: 231-1838 (535 amino acids)
Molecular function (GO): N,N-dimethylaniline monooxygenase activity; flavin adenine dinucleotide binding; NADP binding
Source: RefSeq, a predicted model, not a curated record
CAUCCCUGCUACUACUCUAGACCUCAGAAUAUAAGCCUCUUGCUUAAUUUUAGGACUCCUAACAAAGGCCUUGGAGUGUCACUGGCAGAAUGCCGCAGGAAUGAGAGCUCCUCCCAUUUCUCACAGCCUCCUCCAACUCUUAAAACAUUUCUGACUUCCUCCCAGCACACAACCAACACAGAAAACUACUCCGUCAGAGAGGGCACCAAAAGGCAAAAACGGAGGACACCAUGGCAAAGAAAGUGGCAGUGAUUGGAGCUGGGGUCAGUGGCCUGAUCUCUCUGAAGUGCUGUGUGGAUGAGGGACUUGAGCCCACUUGCUUUGAGAAGACUGAAGAUAUUGGAGGGCUGUGGAGGUUCAAGGAAAAUGUUGAAGACGGCCGAGCGAGUAUCUAUCAAUCCGUCAUCACCAACACCAGCAAAGAAAUGUCCUGUUUCAGUGACUUUCCAAUGCCUGAAGACUUUCCAAACUUCCUGCACAAUUCUAAGCUCCUGGAAUAUUUCAGGAUUUUUGCCAAAAACUUUGAUCUUCUAAAAUAUAUUCAGUUCCAGACAACCGUCCUCAGUGUGAGAAAACACCCGGAUUUCUCAUCCUCUGGCCAAUGGGUGGUUGUUACCGAGAGAAACGGCAAGGAGCAAAGUGCUGUCUUUGAUGCAGUCAUGGUUUGCAGUGGCCAUCACAUCGUCCCUAACAUCCCACUGGACUCAUUUCCAGGUAUCCAGAAGUUCAAAGGCCAGUAUUUCCAUAGCCGCCAAUAUAAGCACCCAGAGGGAUUUGAAAGGAAACGCAUUUUGGUGAUUGGAAUGGGAAACUCAGCCUCAGAUAUCGCCGUCGAGCUGAGUAAGAAGGCUGCUCAGGUGUUUAUCAGCACCAGACAUGGUUCCUGGAUCUUGGGCCGUAUCUCUGAAGAUGGUUAUCCUUGGGACAUGGUGUACCACACCCGGUUUAGCUCCAUGCUCAGAAACGUCCUGCCACGAAAAGUUGUAAAAUGGAUGACAGAACAACAGAUGAAUCGUUGGUUCAACCAUGAAAAUUAUGGCCUUAUUCCUCAAAACAAAUACCUUAUGAAAGAACCUGUACUAAAUGAUGAUCUUCCAAGUCGUAUACUCUGUGGAGCCGUCAAGGUGAAAUCAAGAGUGAAAGAGCUCACAGAAACCUCUGCCAUCUUUGAAGAUGGCACAGUGGAGGAGAACAUCGAUGUCAUUGUCUUUGCAACAGGAUAUACUUUCUCUUUUCCCUUCCUUGAAGAUCAUCUUGUCAAAGUAGAGAAUAAUAAGGUCUUGCUGUACAAAUAUAUGUUCCCUCCUCACCUGGAGAAGUCAACUCUUGUAUGCAUUGGUCUCAUCCAGCCCCUAGGUUCCAUUUUCCCAACUGUUGAACUUCAGGCUCGUUGGGUAACAAGAAUUUUCAAAGGCUUGUGUACUUUGCCCUCAGAGAGAACUAUGAUGGCAGACAUUAUCAAGAGGAAUGAAAAAAGAAUUGACCUGUUUGGAGAGAGCCAGAGCCAGAUACUGCAGACCAAUUACGUCGACUACUUGGAUGAGCUCGCCUUAGAGAUAGGUGCAAAGCCAGACCUCCUCUCUCUCUUGUUCAAAGAUCCUAAGCUGGCUAUGAAACUCUAUUUUGGGCCCUGCAACUCCUAUCAGUAUCGCCUGGUUGGGCCUGGGCAGUGGAAGGAAGCCAGGAGUGCCAUCUUCACCCAGAAACAACGGAUACUGAAGCCUUUAAAGACACGGUCACUAAAAACUUCAUCCACUUUCCUAGUUUCCUUCCUGCUGAAAAUCCUGGGGCUUCUCACUGUUGUGGCUGCCUUUUUUUUCCAGCUUCAGUGGUUCUAACCUGUCAGCAUAAUGCUUUUGACUUUAUUGUCAGUCAGUACCACUUAAAGAAAAAAAAAAAAGAAGACUAAAAGAAAAAUUAUUAAAUCUAUAUUCUGAACGUUAGAGUUGGGAGAAGCAGAGUGAGAGUUAGCAAAAUUAGGUCUAGGUAUAAAACCAAAAUGGUGUCAUGACAUUUCUUUGUCAUUCCACCCUUCCCUCAAGUUCACCAGAAUCUCCAAAAAGGAUAAUAGUACACUGGCUAAAUAGUACUGCCAAGCCCUGAUGUAAGAGAGUCAUGUGGAAAAACAGUAGAAUUACACAGGAUGAAAAGCAGGCCCCAAGGCUUAACUCACUGGAAAAUUUAAAUUGUGGGCAAAUAUUUAAACCCCUGCACAUUGUUCCUGAUAGUCUUCUAAUCCGGACUCUGGUAGCACGGUUCUCAGAUGUUAGGUCGUGCUCCAUUUUUGCUUCAUGGGGAAUCACUUAAAAAUACUGGAGGAAAAAAAUGGCUAGAAAUUAGCCUAGAAAACAAUGGCAAUGCUCAGACAGACUUUUGGGGCUUCACACUGAAAGCUGAGCAAGUAGCCAUCUUUCUUAUACUUGCCUUAUAUUUUAACAGAAACACUGCUGUAAAAAUAAAAAGAAACUUACCAUAACAGCUAUAUUUAGUGCUCAUCACAAACCAGAAAAUGUACACAUCGUAUGUAUUAUUUCAUUUAAUUUUCAUGACAAUUCCGUGAGAUGGGUGCUGCUGUUAUACCCAUUUUACAGAUGAUUAAACCGACACUCAGAGCAGUUGGGUCACAUGCCCAGGACCAGACAGCUGGUCUUGUGAUGGAGCUGGGAGUGGAACCCAGGUUUGCUUGACGCUAGAACUGAAGAUCAUAACCUUGCCCCGUAAUAUACUUAUUUACAAAAACCUCCAUUAUUAAAUGCUUAUUAAGAGCUUUAUUUAUAAUCACAUAUAUGUUCCUUCUGGAGGAACUUUACAUAGAAA